Pectinophora gossypiella (pink bollworm) is the source of this 1371-nucleotide messenger RNA. It is a transcript of the gene Fdh, whose product is annotated as alcohol dehydrogenase class-3. Gene Ontology annotation, biological process: formaldehyde catabolic process. Gene Ontology annotation, molecular function: S-(hydroxymethyl)glutathione dehydrogenase [NAD(P)+] activity; zinc ion binding. The record is from RefSeq and is a predicted model, not a curated record. Bases 128 to 1258 code for a protein of 376 amino acids. NCBI's taxonomy places the organism in Eukaryota, Metazoa, Arthropoda, Insecta, Lepidoptera, Gelechiidae. The transcript has a single exon. Gene Ontology annotation, cellular component: cytosol.
AUCUUGAUAAUUUGCGUUUUAUCGCGUUAUUACAUCACAGCGGGCUUAUUUUCGUCACUGGGUUUCAGUGUCAAGGAAGGUUUUUGCAUUUCGUUUUCAUUUAUCGUUGGUAUUUGUUGCGGUGAACAUGUCUACUGCCGGUAAAGUUAUAAAGUGCAAGGCCGCGGUAGCCUGGGAGGCUGGAAAGCCGCUCUCCAUCGAAGAAAUCGAGGUAGACCCACCUAAAGCCGGGGAAGUUCGCGUUAAGAUUACCGCAACCGGCGUCUGCCACACCGACGCCUACACCCUGUCUGGAAAAGACCCCGAGGGCGUGUUCCCUGUAGUACUGGGUCACGAGGGCGGCGGCAUCGUCGAGAGUGUCGGCGAGGGAGUCACCACCGUCAAGCCUGGUGACCAUGUUGUCCCUCUCUACGUCCCACAGUGUAAAACAUGUAAGUUCUGUCUAAACCCGAAGACCAACCUGUGCCAGAAGGUGCGAGUGACGCAGGGCCAGGGAGUGAUGCCGGACGGAACGCGCCGCUUCCACUGCAAGGGCAAGGAUCUGUUCCACUUUAUGGGAUGCUCUACAUUCAGUGAAUACACGGUUGUUCUGGAAAUUUCCCUGUGCAAAGUAGCUGACACUGCUCCAUUGGACAAAGUAUGCCUGCUGGGUUGCGGCGUGCCGACGGGAUACGGCGCUGCUCUCAACACUGCCAAGGUGGAGAAGGAUUCGAAUUGCGCCAUCUUCGGUCUUGGAGCUGUUGGCCUCGCCGUGGCUCUUGGAUGCAAAGCAGCUGGUGCUAAGCGCAUUAUUGGAGUAGACAUCAACCCUGACAAGUUCGAGGUCGCCAAGAAAUUCGGCGUUAAUGAGUUUGUCAACCCCAAGGACUAUGACAAACCCAUCCAGCAGGUGUUGGUAGACCUUACUGAUGGAGGAUUGGACUAUACUUUUGAGUGCAUUGGCAAUGUGAACACAAUGAGAGCAGCGCUGGAAGCCUGCCACAAGGGCUGGGGAGUGUCUGUGAUCAUCGGCGUUGCUGCUGCUGGCGAAGAGAUCAGUACACGACCAUUCCAGCUUGUUACAGGACGCACAUGGAAGGGGACGGCUUUUGGAGGCUACAAGAGCCGUGAUAAUGUACCAAAACUGGUUGAUGAGUACUUGAGCAAAAAGCUGCCUCUGGAUGAGUUUGUCACACACAACGUUCCAUUGUCAGAAAUCAAUGAAGCAUUCCAUCUGAUGCACGCCGGGAAGUCUAUCCGUGCGGUUGUCCACUUGUAGGUUUAAGGGAAAGUGUUCAUUAUUUGUAUGAAGCAUUUAUAACUGUUAUACUCUGAAUGAUUUUAAACUAAACAAUAUUUUGUAAUUGCUGGUCAAUAAAUAUUUCAACUAAA